Molecule: messenger RNA, 1212 nt
Organism: Pogonomyrmex barbatus (red harvester ant)
Lineage: Eukaryota; Metazoa; Arthropoda; Insecta; Hymenoptera; Formicidae
Gene: Sirt4
Product: NAD-dependent protein deacylase sirtuin-4
Cellular component (GO): mitochondrial matrix
Molecular function (GO): NAD+ binding; histone deacetylase activity, NAD-dependent
Source: RefSeq, a predicted model, not a curated record
UAUGCGUGUAUACAUAUGUCAUAUGACGUAUAUAAAGUAAUAAUAAAAGUAUUUUCUGUAAUAAUAAACGCAAUAACUUAUAGGAAGCAAUAUUUCAUUAUGAUUACGAAAUGUACUUGCCGUAAUACGAAGCUUCUUACGAGUGUUUCGCUAAUAGGAUUAUAUCAUAAGUCGCAUCUGUCAAGCCUCGCGUUCGUCCCGAAAUGCAACCCAGCGACAACGGAGGACGUGACACGGUUGAAGGAAUUUGUUGAUAAACAUCGUCUGUGCGUAUUAACUGGGGCGGGAAUAUCUACGGAAAGUGGUAUUUCCGACUAUAGGUCAGCCGAGGUCGGUCUUUAUGCUCGUAGCAAUCGCAAACCGAUUCUUUACAAAGAAUUUUGCAAUAGCGAAGUAGCCAGAAGAAGAUACUGGGCCAGAAAUUAUAUCGGAUGGCCAAGAUUUUCCUCUCUUAAACCAAACAUUACACAUGAGAUCCUAAAGGAUCUGGAGUAUGUUGGAAAAGUAGGAUGUAUCGUUACACAGAAUGUAGAUAAUUUACAUUCGAAGGCAGGAAGUAAAAAGAUAAUCGAACUGCAUGGGACAGCAUUCAAUGUAAUAUGUCUUAAUUGCAAUCAUAAGAUAUGUAGACACGAACUUCAAAAAGUGUUUCAGAAACUUAAUCCAUCUAUGAUCGCGACUGCUGAGAUGAUAAGACCUGAUGGUGAUGUUGAAUUGUCACAGACACAAGUGGAAAGUUUCAAUGUCCCUGCUUGUGAUAACUGCGGCGGUAUUUUGAAACCAGAUAUUGUAUUUUUUGGAGACAAUGUAUCACGUGACAAAGUACAAAGUGUGAAGGAUAAUGUAGAAAGUUUAGAUGCUCUGCUAGUUCUAGGAACAACUCUUACCACAUUUUCUGCAUAUAGGAUUAUAUUGCAAGCAAUUGAUGCUAGAAAGCCAAUAGCAAUAGUAAAUAUUGGCAAAACUAGAGCUGAUGAAUUAGUAAACUUUAGAAUAGAAGGAAGAUGUGGAGAUGUUCUAUCAAAAAUUUGGCAGUUAAAUGUUUCGAAAGAUUUUGUAAGAUAAUGAUAAAUACGAAUAGCUUUUUAAAAUUUUAAUCACAUGUAUAUUAGUAAAAAUAUUUUUAAUUAUAUUUUAAUUAUAUUUUUUAAUUGAUGAAUAAUGCUCAAUGUAAGAAGGUGCAAUAAAAAGCAAAUGCUUAUUCUUGGAAAA